Messenger RNA from Durusdinium trenchii, 1581 nucleotides. The record is from the annotation of a GenBank genome assembly. NCBI's taxonomy places the organism in Eukaryota, Dinophyceae, Suessiales, Symbiodiniaceae.
ACAGUCCGUGUGCUGCUGUGGCCGCAGCCUUCUUUGAAACCACGUGGCAUGGCGCGGCAUGACGAGGAGCUUCCCUUGUUGGCCUCUCCUGCUCCUCAUAUCGAGGCCCUGGGCGCCUCACCACAACCCGGUGCUCAACGCGGUAUAGACCGGUCCGCCGCGCAGCUCGCGUGGAAGAAGCUUCUGGUGAACAGUCCUCCUGCCUGGGCGCAGUCUCCCGACCUACUGGGCAGCCGACGGGGCGAGCCACAGCUGGAAUCGAGGAUCCCACCGUUCCCCGCAUGGCCGAGCAGCUCGACGACCUGGCCCUUCGAAACGCCCAGCCUCUCCCAGGAUGAUGAGGAUGAGAUCGCGCGCUUCUUAAGCCACUGCACGAGCUUUGACGAACUCCUCCGCUCCACGCCGCGCGCUCCAACCGCAACGCCCGAGCGCCGAGUUGGUGCAGCCUCGAGGCUGAGCGACCAAGUGUGGUCGCCGCAGCAGAUGACGGGUGCCAAGCCCCAGAGGUCCCGGCCGAGCGAGGCGUCGACCGCCACGCCACCGGAGCACCACGCCGAGACCAGCCAGGGUUUUGCAAAGCUUCCCGACACGGAAGAGGUGCAGGUGCCCAUGGGGUCCUGCCGCGGUUGCCAGCGCCGCUUCCGGGCCAACCGCUUGCCGAUCCAUGAGGAGAUUUGCCUGCGAAAUGCUCAGAAGAAGCGCAGCGUCUUUGAAUCGAGCCGACAGCGAUGUGAAGCCGUGACGGGUCGCUGGUGGAGCGACUCCGAGCUGCGUGGCUCCCAGCAGCCGAACUCGCAGUCCUCCGUUCACUCCAUACACCGUUCACCACCAAGAGCUCGGGACUCGAAAGGCUCGCCGGGAAGGCGGAGAUCGGUGUCCACGCCCAGCUGCCCCAGCAGGCGUACCUCAGUCCCUGCUUCGCCCUCACCCUUCAAAGCCACGCCCUCUCCAGCCAAGCCACGGCGCCUUUGGGCAGGUGGACCCAAGAUCAGCCCCAACGCCAGCCCGGCGAAGGGCACUCCGCCCUGCCGACGACGGAGCGCCUCGGAGGGGCGCCUCACUGCGACCGGUGAAGGCCAGGCCAGCAGCGGUGCACGCAGCGAGCGGCGGCCAGCAUCUGACCUGCAGGCAAGGGAAGUGAAGACGGCCACGUCGCGAACGGCUUCUAUGGGACGGUCUCCAGCUCGAUCACCCGGCCGACCUGGAUGGUCCACUCCGCAGGCGCAGAAGAUUCGCGGGGAGGGAGGUUCACCCUCGCCGUGGGCCGUCCCUGCCAUGCCGGAGCCCAGCCAGAGUCAAGGAAGCAUUGCCAGGAGUGACACCAAGGGCGGCUCGCUGCUGGGCACCAUCAUUGAUGAUGUGGCGCAGCUGAGCGCACAAGUCGAACGCCUCCUCAACCGCCGAAAGGAUCUUCUGAGCGACUUUCAGCAGACUGAAGAGAUCCUGCGAGAGGUCGUGGCGCUCUCACCCAGUGAUGCAAGCCAAGAAGGAGACGGGCGGAGGCCUUAGAAAUCAGCUUUUCCAACUGAGCGCGGAAAUCUCAUGUAGCAGAUUCAGGGCUCAGGACCGGAGGUUGAGUGG